Molecule: messenger RNA, 2921 nt
Organism: Vitrella brassicaformis
Lineage: Eukaryota; Vitrellaceae
Source: the annotation of a GenBank genome assembly
GCCUCUCCCAACUUAAUUGAUUGAUCACUGCAUGGAAGUGUCACUCACUCAGUCCAUAGCCACACAGCUGUCCUAUCAGCCAACCCCCUAGCCGCGCACCCAUCGCUUCCACAACACCAAGCUGGUGUCACAGAGCUCCCUCCCCACCCUCAUCACACAGUAAUUGUGCACCGCACCCCGCCUCCACCAAAACAACUCAACCAGGUCAUGGCCACGGUGCCUGCCACACAACACACACAUAACCCAUUAACUAAGGAAUGGCGACUUCCUCCCCCUCGCUCCACCCCCCCAGCUGACCUGAUUGGAUGGGAUUCACUGCCAUGGUUGGUGCUGCGGCGGGCCGGGAAGCAGAGGCCUCACACCUGCCGCCUGCAGGGCCUGCAUCAGAUGCGCCACGGCCGCCGGGUCCAUCGAUGAAUCUGCCACACGAUAAUCACCAGCAGAGAGGAGAGAGAGAUGGGUGGGGUGCCCUCGUCUGUGUCGGCUACUGCGCUGCCCUCAUUACAUACUUGAUGCAGGUGGCUGUGAAGGCUGUGGGGGCUGUGGGGGCCUGGCCGAUAAUCCGGAUGAGUCGGUAGGCGGCUUGGUCUCACCCUCUUCGUCGUAGGACGAGAAGAACUCUGUCCAGUUGGACCGAUCUGAGACAGACAGAUAAACACACAGACACACAGAUGCCGAUGGUAUGCUACUGCCGUCCCAUUCCUCCAGCUCACCAGGCAUAGCGACGGCCCCUUCAGCCGCCUUGCCAGCAGCCCGGCCUCCUCCUUCGCUCCCCGUGUCUGUGCUCCUCUUGGCCCCGUCCGUCGUGAGCAACGGAGGCUUAGAGACCACAGGCGCACCCACCCUCACUGGGGCCGCUGCAGCCGCAGCAGCAUGCUGCUGCUGCUGCGGUUGGUGCACCACUGCCGCCCUAACAGCCGACACGUCACUGCCCCCACCCUGACCCUGCGCCGGCCCGUCUGAGCGAGGCAUUGGCGGCUUGUCCUCGAACUUCAUCGGUGGUCGCUGGAAGGCCCCUUGAGGCGGUCUUUCGAUCAGUGGAGGACCGCCAUUGUUGCUGUAGGGCUUGGCGAAGUGCGUGUGAGGGGGCGGCCGUGCGUAGGGGUCAUGCAUCAUGGACGGAGGGGGGCGGGGGGGUCCCUCGUAGGCCUCCCGUCGGCCGUUGAAGCGCCCACCGCCGUACGGACGGAACAAGGGGCCAUCUGUCAGAAGAAGGGACACACCAAACAUGAAUGAAUGACGAUCCAGGUGGGAGAUGGGCUCGCUGUCCAUCCGUACGUACCAUCUGGUGGGCACAGGGGUGGACGAAACUCGCCGCUCAUCGGAGGGCCGCGGGGAGGCCUCCUGCAACACAAGGACGGGACGUUGCUGCCAAAGAGUCUCGCCUUUCCCCCGUCGCUUACCCAUAAGGAUCUGGUGGGUAGAAUAUCGGUGGUGGGCCGUACCCACCACCCGGACCCUGACAAAAAACAACCAACCGACUCAGCCAAGCCAACCAGAUACACUCGUUCGUCCAUCGGCCGGCCGUCGAUCCCCUCCUGCUUACAGGUCUGUAGAAAUGUGGGUCCAUCGGGCCUCUGGGCGGGCCAAGGUACUCGCCUCGAAACGGUCGCGGCCCCGGCGGCCGCAUGAACGGCGGUGGGGGUCCGUCAUGGACAAACCGAUCGUCCUGACAAACAAACAGGCGGGAAGAGAGGAGCAUACAUCCCAAUGAGUCAGUGAAUCUGUGCAGGAGGUUUUCCGGGUUUCCAUCCUCUCUGCAUAUGAACGUAGUUACCUCUGCUUCAUGUCUGUGUCUGUGUGGUCUUGGUCCUCUGAAGGAACCGCCGCCGCCACCACGGAAAGGCGGAGGGCCCGGCCUACACCCACCACCACCAUUCCCGUGUGGCUCACAGAGUGUCAGACUGCCUGCCUGUCUGUCUGUCUGCCCGGCGUCUCUUCAGCCACAGUGAGCGUGUACCUGAAUCGCCGGCCGUUGUGUGGCCUGUCGUCCCUCCAGUCGUGGCGAGGACGGUCACGGUCGCGAGACCUGAAAAGGGAUGACAUUCAGGCAGGCAGGCAGGCAGGCAUCAGAGUGAGAGAUGUGGUGGGUGCCCCGCGUGUGAGCUGAGCUACCUGGAUCGAUGAUCUCUCCUCCUCUCCCACCAGUCGCCCGAGCGAUGGUCAUCCCUGCAGUGCACACACAUCCAUCCACACACUCACUCACGGACGACGAUCAUCAAGAAGACGUCACAUCUGUCGCAUCACAUGCAUCUCUUACACACCUGUCCCAUUUGCCCGUGUGCUUCUGGGGUGCACCAUGGUCACGGCGAUGCCUAUCAGACCUCCUGGCCAGACAGACAGACAGACAAACACUCACACACGAUAUUGCAUGUGUACCUCCGUUGGUCGAGGUCAGGUGCGACUUUCUCUGCCGAAUCGCGCUGUGCCGCUUUUUCUUUUCCGUCUGCAUCAUUGGUGUCGGUUGGCGUCCCCAUGUGUUGUCGUUUGUCCCGCUCCCUCUCCAUCCUGCCGAUUUCCUGGUCCUCGUGCAGACCCACAUCAGCCUGGCGCACACGACGCUUCCGGCCAAACUCAUCCGUGAUGGUCACCAUCUGACAUACACACAGUCAGACACACCGACAGGCAGACAGACAGACAGACAGCAUACAGAACACGCCACUUCUAUGCGUGUAAUACCUGCUCAUCUGUAUCAUCACCGUCUUGACUUGUUUCUUUUGCGUCGUUGCUGUUGCCUGCUUGUUCGCCGUCCUUGGCAUGAGUCACCGCCCCGUUCUGGGCCGCCUCGGGGCACUCUUGAUCUCCAGCUGGCUCGGUGACGUUGGUCGGGGCUGCAUUUUUCCCUCCAUUUUCAAUCGGAUCUCCGCUCUCGGGCUCGUCCUGCUCCAUCAUGCUUUGCCACGGCGCUGUUUCUGUCUUUC